Messenger RNA from Ascoidea rubescens DSM 1968, 420 nucleotides. RefSeq names its product complex I NDUFA12 subunit family protein. The transcript has a single exon. The record is from RefSeq and is a predicted model, not a curated record. Gene Ontology annotation, biological process: mitochondrial respiratory chain complex I assembly; response to oxidative stress. Gene Ontology annotation, cellular component: membrane. Bases 1 to 420 code for a protein of 139 amino acids. NCBI's taxonomy places the organism in Eukaryota, Fungi, Ascomycota, Saccharomycetes, Ascoideales, Ascoideaceae.
AUGUCUGUUACUUUGUGGCGUACAAUCAAGAAUGCUUACAGUGUGGGAUUAAAGCGCUAUGCCUUCCAAAUAGCAACCAUUGGUGACACCAAAAGUGGUACUUUGAUUGGUACUGACGAUCAUGGCAACCAAUUUUAUGAAACCAGCAAUCCUGAGGAAAUCCACUUGAGAACUCGUUGGGUGGAGUAUGCUGACAGAAACUUCGACAUCUCCCAAGUCGAGCCAGGCUGGCAUUGGUGGUUGGCAUAUGGAACAGACGUUCCUCCCCAUCAAUUGCCCAAAGACGAAGUUGCUACCAGAGCUUAUCCGUUAAAGACCCACGCUGCAAACUACACAGCAACCCCAGGUGCUUAUGUUCCUUACAACACUGCUGUGCCAAAAUGUUCCAGUUGGAACCCACGGGUCCGUGAACGUUUGUGA